Molecule: messenger RNA, 1346 nt
Organism: Hippocampus zosterae (dwarf seahorse)
Lineage: Eukaryota; Metazoa; Chordata; Actinopteri; Syngnathiformes; Syngnathidae
Gene: meox1
Product: mesenchyme homeobox 1
Exons: 3
Coding region: 245-1036 (263 amino acids)
Biological process (GO): positive regulation of transcription by RNA polymerase II
Cellular component (GO): nucleus
Molecular function (GO): DNA-binding transcription factor activity, RNA polymerase II-specific; RNA polymerase II cis-regulatory region sequence-specific DNA binding
Source: RefSeq, a predicted model, not a curated record
CUACCUCGAGGAGGAGGGCUCACCAUCAAGGAGGCCUCACCAGACUUGUGAAAAGAGGCGGCCGCAGCGCCUCGGCUCAGCAGUCGAAGCAUCCAGCUCUCCAUCAGCCAGCAUCCACAGUCCCGGCGAGCGCGCCAGGACCCCGCAGGAGCGCGAGCGACGACGGGGGUGGGGGGUCACCGAGGCGUCGUGUCCUCACGCCGUCAAGAGGAUCUUCAUCGAUUAGUGGUUUUCAGGCGCCAUCAUGGACCAGCCGGCGAGCAGCUGCAUGAGGAGCGCCCACCCCAGCAGCCCCAUCUGGGGGUGCGUGCGGAACCCGCACUCGGGCGUCCCGGGCGCCAACCUGCAGUCGCCCUACCAGCAGGCCCCUUUCUCCCUGCACCAGAAACCCGAGUUUCUGACCUACGCGGAUUUCUCGGGUUCCUGCCUGCUGCCGCACGCCGCCGCCUACCCCCGCGACGACAGACUCUACCCGGAGAGCCAGGGCGCCUAUCAGAGGCCUGACUGGCACUUCAACCCUUGCGAGGCGCGGGGUCGGGCCCCCGAGGCCUGCCCGCCCGCGGUCGCCUCCGCCGCCGUGGGGGAGGGCGUCGGCGCGGGGCCCGAGCUGGACAGUGUGGGGGCCGAACGGCUGCCGGGCGCCUUACCCGGGUGCCCCGAGGGGGAAUAUUCGCCCCAGAGCGUGACGUCGGGUGACUCCGACAAGAAGAGCGGCGGCAAGAGGAAGAGAGAUGGCACAGACACCCAAGAGUCGGUGUGCAAGGCGGACGCCAACUGCAAAGCCCGGAAGGAGCGCACGGCCUUCACCAAGGAGCAGCUAAGGGAACUGGAAGCCGAGUUCACCCACCACAACUACCUGACCAGGCUGCGCCGCUACGAGAUCGCCGUCAACCUGGACCUCACGGAGAGACAGGUGAAAGUUUGGUUCCAAAACCGGCGGAUGAAGUGGAAGCGGGUGAAAGGCGGACAGUCGUCAUCGCCCAACGACCUGGAGAACGACGACAUGGACUCGGCCGCCUCGCCCAGCUCCGACUGAGAAGCGACGGAGCGAGCGCCAAGACAGAACGCUGCUUCGGUCCGGCCCCUCUGCAAGGAAAUCCAACAAUUCCAAAGACAAUUUUUUUUUUCACAUUCCCAGGAAAAGAAGACAGCAGUGUGGUGUGCUUUUCCAAUGUACAUAGUUGAUUGAUGUCCACCCCGAUCUCUGUUUUGUUUGUGAUCCAUCCAUCUUAAAUAUUGUGAGAGGCCUCCUGGAUGUGUAAGAGUGGAUGUCAUCACCAUUUUUGUCACGUGACUGCAACCAGCUGCAGAGACUCACUUUUCUUUAAUAAAAAUAAUAAAACAAA